AUGCAUUCUUAUUUGGUUUCAUCACAAAGGAAGCCUGAUCUUGAUUUACGGAAGUGGAGCCGAUUGUAUUUCUGUACGGUUCGAUUCUGCGGAGAUAUAAGUGAAAUUGGCAGAUGCCAAUUAACAAACAGGUUUACAUUACUUCCACUUUGUACAAAGGCAGCAAUGGAACACAAAAAGUUAAAGCAUCAAGCUGCUGGUCAUGAUGGUUCAUUUACUGAUACCGAGGAGAAGUUGCUGUUCAAGCUGACAAUCCCUAAGGAGGUGGCAUUUUACACAGAUAUACAGUCUAGAAAGGACAAUGUGGAUAUAGAGUAUCCCUUGGAAUGUUGGAUGCCAACCUUUGUUGGAACGUUGACUCAGGGAGUAGUAUCUUUACCUAACCAGAAGGACAUUACGAUAUUGAAAGAUGAAGAUGUUUACAGUGGCCCAUUGGUUGCACACCUGAAAUCGCUAUCAAUAGGUGGGGAGCAGGAAUACGUGGUGUUAGAGAACCUUAUAUAUGGGUUUAAUAAGCCGAAUAUUCUAGACAUAAAGUUGGGCAAGCGGUUGUAUGAUGAUGAUGCAUCGGAGGAAAAGAAAAACAGGUUGAAGUUAGUCAGUGACAGUACUACUUCAGGGUCAAUGGGUCUAAGAAUCUGUGGCAUGAAAAUACAAAAAAAUGACCUUAUUACAGGUUUAGACAGAAAGCACUAUGAAUGUGAGAAGGAUGAUUAUGUUUAUGUUAAUAAGUUUUAUGGUCGUUCGAGGACAUCAGAAGACAUGAUUGAUACGUUUAAAUUAUACUUUAGUCACACAAAGCUUUCCAAAGAUAGACGUGCACAGCUAGUUCACCUUUUUUACGACAGAUUACAGUUUUUCUACAAUACUCUACUUGACGAAGAGGUUCGCAUGUUCUCAAGCAGUCUACUAUUUAUUUAUGAAGGUGAUCCAGAUCGUUGGGACCAGUUGAACGAUAAAGACACUUUAUUCAGGCAUAAUUUUAUUGAUUCCGAUAGUGAUGAUAGCGACGAUGGUAGUGAUAGUAAUGAGGAUGAGAAGCAUGUAGCUCCACUUAGUUCCAUGUCUUUGAUAGAUUUCGCCCACUCUAAAUUGGUGAAAGGACAGGGGUAUGACGAGAACGUAAUAGAGGGUGUAGAAAACAUGUUAAGCAUAUUUGACAACCUCUGUCAUAUUUACAAGUGA
Eremothecium cymbalariae DBVPG#7215 is the source of this 1185-nucleotide messenger RNA. RefSeq names its product inositol polyphosphate multikinase (gene ARG82). The coding region runs from base 1 to 1185 and encodes 394 amino acids. Gene Ontology annotation, cellular component: cytoplasm; nucleus. The record is from RefSeq and is a predicted model, not a curated record. NCBI's taxonomy places the organism in Eukaryota, Fungi, Ascomycota, Saccharomycetes, Saccharomycetales, Saccharomycetaceae. Gene Ontology annotation, biological process: phosphatidylinositol phosphate biosynthetic process; inositol phosphate biosynthetic process. The transcript has a single exon. Gene Ontology annotation, molecular function: inositol-1,4,5,6-tetrakisphosphate 3-kinase activity; inositol hexakisphosphate kinase activity.